This is a messenger RNA of Magallana angulata, 1907 nucleotides long. RefSeq lists its product as uncharacterized. The record is from RefSeq and is a predicted model, not a curated record. The transcript is spliced from 2 exons. Lineage: Eukaryota; Metazoa; Mollusca; Bivalvia; Ostreida; Ostreidae. The coding region runs from base 104 to 1705 and encodes 533 amino acids.
CGUUUACAUCAAUCAGCGCUCACUGCCCGCUCCCUGGAGCCGGUAUAUAUAUCCCCUAUCCUCGGCACUACCUUCAUUCUAAAGAACAACACACAGUACAGCAAUGGCUCUAACACAGCUACUGGUCACGCUGCUCAUAGGAACCUGUUCUGUUUACGGCCAGAAUAGGCUCCCUUGGUUAUGGAGAGGCUUCCCGACCUGUCCACACUUGAUGUGUGAGCCUAUUCCCGUGGAUAUGCCAGAAUUCUGCAUUAUUCCAGGCAGCCUGAUGUUCCAAGGAUGGUCGCUCUGCAAGAGUUGCGAUAUUAUUUACUCUGAAUGCUUACCCGAAAACUUACCAAGACAACCUGCUGGUGGUCCAUCAAGUGUGGGAUCAACCGUUCUGAAAUCUGGAAACCCCAGACAACAAAAUGAGGUUCCACCGUGCGUCCAUGUGUCCUGUCCGUCUUUUGCCCAAAUCAACAAAUCGUGUAUCAGGGAGGGGUCGAUUAUUGAGUUUGAGGGCGCUCAAUGCAGGGAUUGUGAUUACGUAGACCCGUUCUGUGAGGGUCUGAAUCUGGACAUCUGCCAGAAUCACAUCGUAGACUGCACCGGUGUACCCAAAUCAGCACCCAAGAAGUGUAUAGAACAGAGCGUCAUUCAGUUUAACAACAAUCCAUGCUUGUCCUGUCCAUUUCUGAAAACCGAGGACCCAGAAUGCAAUACACCAGACUUAAGGAGAUGUCCGGGAUUAAAAUGUGCCGACUUGUCUCAGGUAUCUAGCGCAUGCGUAAAGGAGGGACGUAUGGUCAGGCUCGGUUCCUCACAAUGUCACCUCUGUCCAGAGAUAGACACACAAAAUCCAGCUUGCAACCCACUAUCUGCCGCACCAAAACGUAGCCUAACACCAGUGUCGCUGUGUCCCAACUCUUAUUGUCCACCGCUGGCCGGAAUUCCACAGAAUUGUAUCACCGAAGGGGAGCUAUCCAGCUACGAGGGAACACCCUGUCGCAAAUGUGCAGUCAUUGAUCCAUUCUGUCCCGGUUUAAACCUACAGAUUUGUCAAAACCACAUUCUAGACUGUUGGGGUGCUCCAACAAAUACUCCCAAUAGAUGCAAGUCUCAAUCCGUCAUCAGUUUUGGAAACAGAGCUUGUUUAACAUGUCCUUAUUUCAAAACAGAAGAAGCCGGAUGCAUAGAAGAGUCCUACAAUAUGUGUCCCGGAAUUCAGUGCUCGGAAGUCCGAGGGGUCCCGUAUCGUUGUUUGAGACAACCCUCCCAACUCUCGGGAUCACAGUGCGCCACAGAGUGUCCAUCCAGAGUAAUGGCUCCUGGAUGUCCAAUGCCGCCGAGGAGGCCGCCACAAGCGCUACCAGCCACACCGGCACCACCUACACCAAGAGCGCCAACUCGUCCAUUCAAUCCACAACUGUGCCCAGCCCUUAUGUGUCCCGAUAUGCCUAGAAAUGUCCCCGAAUCUUGUCUCAGACCCGGAGUCAUCAUGGGAAUGAACGGCCAAGAAUGUCCCGGAUGUCCACAGGUCGACCCCGCCUGUCAGCUGGAACAAUUGGAUAUCUGUGAGAACCUGCUCCCCACGUGCGGACAGGUGCCACAGGGACUUCCAGCGAGGUGCUACGACCAGAGCACCGUGUCUUACAACGGUCGGCGCUGUUUGACGUGUCCUGAGGUUCGCCCGAUGUGCAGGCGCUCCACUGUCCUGACCUAACUCUAUAGAACGUUUUCAAAUUUCAAUCAAAGAAAUCCAGUGUUCAUGCACAAAAUAAUAUUUCAUUUACAUGUACCCAUUUUUUACUUCAAUGUAAUUGUCAUAACUUACAUUGUUUUUUAUUUAUAUGUUAGUUUUAAUUUUUAAGGCGAUUUGUAAUACAUUUUUUUUACUGUAAUAAAUACUUUAUAAAAUAUCAAAA